UAAGUGUUCAAUGCAUGCGAUUAUAAUAUUCAUAGAACGUCGACUAGCUGGUUGUACUAUUAUCAUUUAAUUUACGUUGGUAUGUUAACUGAACGCUGAACACUAAACUAUUGAGAGUUUGUUUGAUUAUUAACUAAUGACAGAGAAAACAAAGUACAACGAAGACACGGUGGCAGUGUGGAAACUACCGUUAGCAGACGGUAUUCAUGAAAUAGAAUUUGAACACGGGACAGCAACUGGUAAAAGAGUAAUUAGAUUGGAUGGAAAAAUAGUGAGACGAAAAGACUGGAUGUUUCGAUUAGUCGGAGAUGAAGUUUUUGAUAUAGACAAGAUACAAUGCACUAUCAAAGUAGAACCAGAUGGAUUGUUUAUGUACUCAUACGAUUUGUUGGUUGACGGAAAGAGCUUGGAAGAUUUUUGCGAAUACAUUUCAAAAAAUCGAUCUACCUGGCUAAUUACUGCGGACAAUGGAGUUGAAAAUCGAAUUAUGCUCGAUAAAGCAACUAUGGAUAUUUUUGUAAACGGAACUCAAGUUACAGAUGCAAUGUCUGAAUUCAUUGAAAAUGGGACAGAAACACAUUUUGCUGUAGGUGAAAUGUUAGUAACAAUACGAACUGAACAUAGUUGUGAUAAAAAAAUUGGUGUCGUGCAUAGUCUAUUCGUGAAUGAUGCUAUAGUUUCAGAACUAUAAUAUUUUAUGAAUUACUUUUUUAAACUAAUUUAAUGUUAUUAAGUGUUAUAUAAAAUAAGUUACCAAGC
Messenger RNA from Acyrthosiphon pisum (pea aphid), 759 nucleotides. Its product is annotated as fas apoptotic inhibitory molecule 1. The transcript is spliced from 4 exons. The record is from RefSeq and is a predicted model, not a curated record. Gene Ontology annotation, biological process: negative regulation of extrinsic apoptotic signaling pathway via death domain receptors. The coding region runs from base 137 to 691 and encodes 184 amino acids. Lineage: Eukaryota; Metazoa; Arthropoda; Insecta; Hemiptera; Aphididae.